UAUUCUGCCUGUAAAUUUGUUUUUGCUUUGACUCUUUUGUGUCUACCCUCUAGUCUUUUUUUUUAUUUAAAAAAAAACACUGAUCCUUUCCAAUCUAUAAAUCAGACAGAGCCACCCCGUCUUGGCCCUUCUUUCUUUCCUCUGUAGCCUAGUAUUAACCACCCUCUCUCUUUCUCUUAGACGUUUUCUCUUGCUCAUGUUCUUUCCAUUUCUGUUUAUAAUAUAGCUAAGCUACGCCACUUUACCCGGUUGAGACAGUCUUUCCUUCCUUAAGCUGGAAUUGUACAGUUAAGCAGCCAAAGGGGUUGAUAAAACCACCAAUAUUUCAGAUUUGGUCUUCCCAAAAAACUCUUUUUUGGGGACUUUUGUUCUGAGGGUAAAAAGGCAAAAAAAAAAAAAGUGAAGAUGAAUCACUGUGCGAUCCAACAAAAUGCCUUCUCAAACUGGGAAGAAAGUCGGAACCCCGUCACAAUUCCAAUCUCGGAGCGGAGAGACCCGGUGGUUUGUCCCAAACCCAGACGCCUUGGUCAGUUGAACGACCACCCUGCGAGGUCUCUCAGAUUUCAGCUCAGCCAUCAAUCAGAGCUUUGUGAUUCAAUAGCAGGGACUGAUUUUUUGGAAAUCAUCCUCACAAAGGGUUGUUAUGGUAUGGAUAAUCAAUCUUUUUGCACACAAGUAUCCUCUUCGCCGCCCCCUUUUUUUUGUGGGUCGCCGCCGAGCAGAGUAGCUAACCCAUUAAUUCAAGAUGCUAGAUUUGGGAAUGAGAAAUUCUCCCCCUUUUCACCUGUCACGCCUAUUCCACCGCAGAUGGACUUAUCAUCAUCCUCAUCAUCUCCAAGGAAAGGAGGAUUGGUUCGAUCAAGUUUUGGAAACAAACCAGUGGUGAGAAUUGAGGGCUUUGACUGUCUUGACAGGGAUUGUAGAAAUUGCAGCGUUCCUGCUUUGGCAUAAGAACCCCGUUUUCCCUCGAAAUACGAAGUUCAAAAAAGGAAGCUAAAACAGAUCAUUUUGGUACGUAUUUCUGAGAGGGACUUUGGGAUUCUCAUGAAAGGCAAACUGAGGUAUCUUUUGCGAGUGUAAAUAAUGUUUAAAGGGUUUUUUUUGUAUGUCAAAAACAUGAUGCAUCUUUGUAAGUAAAAUGAGCUGACAAGAAUAAUGAGGGGUUUUUUUAGACUUUACUGCUUAGGAAGGAGGUCAUGGGUCGAUUGUUAUCUGUCCUCUGUAUUGCUGUAAGAAACGAGUCUCAAAGCGAGAAUCGGCUUUUUUUUCCUUUCCUUUUACAUCCUUGUAUUUCAAUGAGCGGAUUAUGCAGGGCAAUUUGUACAAAAUCGAGUUGUGCAGAGUAUAUUACAAGAUGGUAAAUUUGCAAAUUACAAUGUAAAUACACCUUCGCUUUGAUUCUGCGU
Messenger RNA from Populus euphratica (Euphrates poplar), 1406 nucleotides. RefSeq lists its product as uncharacterized. The record is from RefSeq and is a predicted model, not a curated record. Bases 406 to 951 code for a protein of 181 amino acids. NCBI's taxonomy places the organism in Eukaryota, Viridiplantae, Streptophyta, Magnoliopsida, Malpighiales, Salicaceae. The transcript has 5 exons.